AUUUAUCAAAAACCAAGCUGAAUUGAAUAAUCAUUUUGACUAAUUAAUUGUAUGGUUGCUAAUUUUUAAUUUCCUUCUUUUUCUUGACGAAGAAGCAAUAUGGUUAUAUUUAGUUGCUUUUACAAAAACACCCUUGAGAGAAAAACCCUACAUAUACUUCUCCCACCAUUUCUCUUCCGGAAAACGACAAAAACCCUAAAAGCUUAAUCACACUUCGAAAAUGUCCUCCGCCGUCGCCGCCGUCCGUCCUCUAGUAACCGUCCAAUCUCUAGACGGCGAUAUGAUCACAAAUCAAACCACCACAAUACCUCUUCCCGAUGUAAUGAAAGCACCAGUUCGUCCCGACCUUGUGAACCAUGUCCACGCUCAGAUAUCAAAAAACAGUCGCCAACCUUACGCCGUCUCAAAACUCGCCGGUCAUCAAACUUCCGCCGAGUCUUGGGGUACAGGACGAGCCGUAUCACGUAUCCCUCGUGUUGCCGGAGGUGGUACUCACCGCGCCGGUCAAGCAGCUUUGGGAAACAUGUGUCGUAGUGGUCGAAUGUUUGCUCCGACGAAGACUUACCGUCGUUGGCAUCGACGUGUCAAUAUCAAUUUGAAACGACACGCGAUUGUAUCGGCGAUUGCUGCGACGUCUGUUCCGGCUCUAGUGAUGGCUCGUGGACAUAAGAUUGAGAAUGUUCCUGAGUUUCCUUUAGUGGUUAGUGAUUAUGUUGAGUCUGUUGAGAAAACUAGUGAUGCGGUUAAGGUUUUGCAACAGAUUGGUGCGUAUGCUGAUGCAGAGAAGGCUAAAGAUAGUAUUGGGAUUAGGUCUGGUGUAGGUAAAAUGAGAAAUCGCCGAUAUGUAUCUCGAAAAGGUCCGUUGAUUGUGUAUGGAAAUGAAGGAGCUAAGUUGGUUAAAGCGUUUAGGAACAUUCCUGGGAUUGAUUUGUGUCAUGUAGAGAGAUUGAGUUUGCUUAAAUUAGCUCCUGGUGGUCAUUUAGGUAGAUUUGUUGUGUGGACUAAAUCGGCUUUCGAGAAGUUGGAAUCGGUUUAUGGUUCGUUUGAGAAGUCUUCGGAGAUGAAGAAAGGUUAUGUUUUACCUAGGGCGAAGAUGGUUAAUGCUGAUUUGGCUAGGAUUAUUAAUUCGGAUGAGGUUCAGAGUGUUGUUAGACCGAUUGAGAUGGAUGUGAAGAGAGCUGUGUUGAAGAAGAAUCCUCUUAAGAAUUUGAAUGUGAUGUUGAAGCUUAACCCUUAUGCGAAGACUGCGAGGAGAAUGUCUUUGUUGGCUGAAGCUGAGAGAGUGAAGUCGAAAAACGAGAAGCUUGAGAGGAAGAGAAAACCCAUCUCAAAGGAGGAGGCAAUGAAGAUCAAAGCAGCAGGAAAAGCGUGGUACAGGACUAUGAUAUCGGACAGUGACUACACUGAGUUUGACAACUUCACCAAGUGGCUCGGUGUGGAACAUAGAGGACAGAACAAAAAAACAGAAGUCAAUGUGGGUAUUGUAACAGAUGUCGGGAUGAUGCAUUCAGACAUUGAAAUGCUCUGCAUCAACAUGUCUCUUGCAGAUUUCUACUCUUCUCGUCCCCAUUUUCGGACAAGGAUUGUCGUCGAUGUCGGCGACUCAAAAAAGGACGUUGUAGGUGCUGCAGCUGCAGGUCUUGAGCUGCUCAAGAACAAUGAAGUGAAAGCGAUUUUGGGGCCAUGGAGUUCAAUGCAAGCUCAUUUCUUAAUCGAGAUUGGCCAAAAAUCCCGGGUUCCGGUUGUUUCUUACUCUGCAACAAGCCCAUUUCUUACUUCUCUUCGUAGUCCAUACUUCUUUCGUGCUACAUACGAAGACUCCUUUCAAGUGUACACCAUAAGAGCUAUCAUCAAGUUGUUUGGUUGGAGGGAAGCCGUGCCUGUUUAUAUCGACAACAGCUUUGGAGAAGGUAUAAUGCCUCGUCUCACCGAUGCAUUACAAGAGAUUAAUGUUCGAAUACCUUACAGAUCUGUCAUUGCGUCCAAUGCCACAGAUCAUGAAAUCUCUGUGGAGCUUCUUAAGAUGAUGACUAUGCCCACAAGAGUGUUCAUUGUACACAUGUACUCUUCUCUUGCCUCAAGAGUCUUCAUUAAAGCUAGGGAAAUUGGUUUGAUGAAACCAGGAUAUGUGUGGAUCCUUACCAAUGGCGUAACCGAUGAAUUGAAUUGGAUAAGUGAGACAGGUAUUGAGGCUAUGGAGGGGGUAUUGGGUGUUAAAACUUAUAUUCAGAAAUCCAGAGAACUUGAAAAUUUUAGAUCUCGUUGGAGGAAGAAAUUUUCACGGAUGGAGCUGAAUGUCUAUGGAUUGUGGGCUUAUGAUGCUAUCACCGCACUGGCGAUAGCCAUUGAAGAAGCUGGAACAAAUAACUUGACUUUCAGUAAUGUGGAUCUUGGAAGGAAUGUUUCUGAACUUGAAGUUCUUGCUUUAUCUCAAUAUGGUCCAAAGCUUCUCCAGACACUCUCAACAAUUCAGUUCAAAGGACUUGCAGGAGAUUUCCGUUUUAUCAAGGGACAACUGCAACCAUCGGUGUUUGAGAUUGUUAAUGUGAUUGGAAAUGGAGAAAGGUCGAUAGGAUUCUGGACCGAGGAAAAUGGUCUUGUAAAGAAACUAAACCAGCAACCGAAGAGCAUGAACGCUUUAUCUACUUGGAAAGACCAUCUUAAAAACAUUCUAUGGCCUGGAGAGGCUGAUUCUGUUCCCAAAGGAUGGGAGAUGCCGACAAAUGGGAAGAAGUUGCGCAUUGGGGUUCCAAAGAGAACCGGUUACACCGAUCUUGUGAAAGUCACAAGGGAUCCUAUCACCAAUUCACCAGUAGUCACAGGUUUCUGCAUUGAUUUCUUUGAGGCUGUGAUUCGAGCAAUGCCUUAUGACGUUUCGUAUGAGUUCAUUCCGUUCGAGAAACCCAAUGGUAAACCAGCCGGUAAUUAUGAUGAUUUGGUCCACCAAGUGUACCUCGGGAGAUAUGAUGCUGUUGUGGGAGAUACAACCAUACUGGCGAACAGGUCCGCUUACGUCGACUUCACAUUCCCAUUCUUUAAAUCAGGCGUAGGAUUAAUCGCCCCCAUUAAAGACCAAGUGAAACGAGACAGUUUCACUUUCUUGAAACCUUUGUCAUGGAAUCUAUGGUUUACUUCCUUCGUCUUCUUCUUCCUUGUUGGAAUUACUGUUUGGGCUCUUGAACAUAGGGUUAACCCGGACUUCCGUGGACCUGCUAAUUACCAAGCUAGUACUAUCCUCUGGUUUGCCUUCUCUACCAUGGUUUUUGCUCCAAGAGAAAGAGUGUUUAGCUUCGGGGCUAGGUUCCUGGUUAUCGCAUGGUACUUCGUUGUUCUCGUGUUGACUCAGAGUUAUACAGCCAGUUUGGCAUCGCUUUUGACAUCACAACAACUUCAUCCAACCAUAACCAGCAUGAGUAGCUUGCUUGAGAGAGGAGAAACAGUGGGUUAUCAGAGAACAUCCUUCAUUCUUGGAAAGCUUAAAGAAACAGGUUUCUCGCAAUCUAGCCUUGUUCCCUUUGACACCUCUGAAGAAUGCAACGAGCUUUUGAGGAAAGGACCAGAAAAAGGCGGUGUGUCUGCAGCUUUCUUGGAAAUACCUUACUUGAGACUCUUCCUUGGACAAUAUUGCAACACUUAUAAAAUGGUUGAAGAACCCUUCAAUAUCGAUGGAUUUGGCUUCGUUUUUCCGAUCGGAUCACCUAUGGUGGCCGAUGUUUCAAGGGCUAUCUUAAAAGUAGCAGAGUCACCAAAGGCGAUGGAGCUUGAGCGCGCAUGGUUCAAGAAGAAAGAAGAACGUUGUCCAGACCCAGUCACUAAUCCAGAUCCAAAUCCAUCUUUUACCUCUCGGCAGCUCGGUGUAGACAGUUUCUGGCUUCUAUUUCUUGUUGUAUUUGUUGUGUGCAUUCUAACACUCGGAAAAUUCACAUUAUGUUUCCUUUGGAAGAGCAAAGGGAAUGAUUUGUGGGAAGAGUUUCAACAACCAGACAAUGAUUCCUACAUUAACAAGAGCUCGAUUCUGUUUGUCAUGAUGUUUGGUAGCAUCUAUCCUAUCACAGGCGAAAGCCUCUUUUCUGAAGAAGAAGAAAACCAUGAGAUCUACAGAGAGAUCUAUGGUGAUCCAAUCUAUGACACAUAUGCAGAUGAUGUCAUACAUAUUGAUUACGUUUUCCCAGAAGAUGCUUUCGAGAAUCUGACUCGUGAAGAGGCAUUGAAGAUCACAUCAGCAGGAAAAACCUGCAGAGGACAGAACAACGGCAAAACCCAAGUCAACGUCGGUGUUGUAACAGAUGUCGGUACUUCACACUCGGAGGUUGCCAUGCGCUGCAUCAACAUGUCUCUUGCUGAUUUCUACUCUUCCCGUCCCCAGUUUCAGACAAGGCUUGUCGUCAACGUUGGUGACUCCAAAAAGGACGUUGUUGGUGCCGCAACUGCAGGUUCCUGUUGUUUCCUAUUCUGCAACAAGCCCAUUUCUUACUCCCUUCGUAGCCGAUACUUCUUGCGUGCUACGUACGAAGACUCUUCUCAAGUGCAGGCCAUAAAAUCUAUCAUCAAAUUGUUUGGGUGGAGAGAAGUUGUGCCAGUUUACAUCGACAACACCUUCGGAGAAGGUAUAAUGCCUCGUCUCACCGAUGCAUUACAAGAUAUUAAUGUUCGGAUACCUCAUAGAUCCGUUAUCGUUCCCAAUGCCACGGAUCAAGAAAUCUCCGUAGAACUUCUUAAGAUGAUGACCAUGCCCACAAGAGUGUUUAUUGUCCACAUGUCCUCUUCUCUUGCCUCAAGAUUCUUCAUUAAAGCAAAGGAGAUUGGUUUGAUGAAACCAGGAUAUGUCUGGAUCCUUACCAAUGGAGUUAUCGAUGGCUUAAGGUCGAUAAAUGAGACGGGUAUUGAGGCUAUGGAGGGGGUAUUGGGUAUUAAAACUUAUAUUCAAAAAUCCAAAGAUCUAGACAUGUUUAGAUCACGGUGGAAGAGGAGAUUCCCACAGAUGGAGCUGAAUGUCUAUGGAUUGUGGGCUUAUGAUGCUACCACUGCAUUGGCCAUGGCCAUUGAAGAAGCUGGAAUAAAUAACAUGACUUUCAGUAAUGUGGAUACAGGGAGAAAUGUUUCCGAACUUGAUGCUCUUGGUUUAUCUCAAUUCGGUCCAAAGCUUCUCGAGACGCUCUCAAAAGUUCAAUUCAGAGGACUUGCAGGAGACUUCCGUUUUGUCAGCGGGCAACUGCAACCAUCGGUGUUUGAAAUUGUCAAUAUGGUCGGGGCCGGAGAAAGAUCAAUAGGAUUCUGGACAGAGGGAAAUGGUCUUGUGAAGAAACUUGACCAAGAACCACGAAGCAUAGGUACUUUAUCCACUUGGCAAGAUCAUCUUAAGCUUAUAAUAUGGCCCGGAGAGGCUAAUUCUGUUCCCAAAGGAUGGGAGAUCCCGACUAAUGGGAAGAAGUUGCGCAUUGGAGUUCCCAAGAGAAUCGGUUUCACUGAUCUCGUGAAGGUCACAAGGGAUCCUAUCACCAAUUCAACUGUAGUCACAGGUUUCUGCAUAGAUUUUUUUGAGGCUGUGAUUCAAGCAAUGCCUUAUGACGUCUCUUAUGAGUUCAUUCCUUUUGAAACACCUGACGGUAAACCAGCCGGUAAUCACAAUGACUUGGUCCAGCAAGUGUACCUCGGGAGGUACGAUGGGGUCGUGGGAGAUACAACAAUAUUGGCGAACAGGUCCUCUUACGUUGACUUCACUCUCCCAUUCAUUAAAUCAGGUGUUGGAAUGAUCGUCCCAAUGAGAGACGAAGUGAAAAGAGACGAAUUCAGCUUCUUGAAACCUUUGUCGAUCGAACUAUGGUCUUUUUCUUCCUUGUUUCAAUCUCUGUUUGGACUCUUGAACAUAGGGUUAAUCCGGACUUCCGUGGACCGGCUAAUUACCAAGCUAGUACCAUCUUCUGGAGAGAGAGUGUUUAGCUUCUGGGCGAGGGCCCUGGUUGUCACAUGGUACUUCCUCGUUCUUGUGUUAACUCAGAGUUACACAGCCAGUUUGGCGUCGCUUUUGACAUCACAGCAACUACAUCCAACCAUAACCAGCAUGAGUAGCUUGCUUCAUAAAGGAGAAACAAUCGGUUAUCAGAGAACAUCCUUCAUCCUUGGAAAGCUUAAUGAAACAGCUUUCUUGGGAUUACCUUACUCGAGACUCUUUCUUGGACAAUAUUGCAAAGCUUAUAAAAUGGUUGAAGAACCCUUCAACGUUGAUGGAUUCGGCUUUGUUUUUCCAAUCGGAUCACCUCUGGUGGCCGAUGUUUCAAGGGCCAUUUUAAAAGUAGCAGAGUCUCCAAAAGCAAUGGAGCUCGAGCACGCAUGGUUCAAGAAGAAAGAACAAAGUUGUCCUGAUCCAGUUAUCAAUCCAGAUUCAAAUCCAUCUGUUACCUCUAUACAGCUCGGCGUACGCAGUUUCUGGUUUUUGUUUCUUGUUGUAUUUGUUGUGUGCGUUCUAGCACUCGGAAAAUUCACAUUCUGUUUCCUAUGGAAGACAAAAGGGAAAGAUUUGUGGAAAGAGUUUCAAGAACGAGACACCGACUCGUACAUCAACCACGUAGAGAAAUGUCCGUGUUCAUCAAGUCGACAGAUGCCUGAGAACAGCAAUAAUGCCACCAACCAGACAAACAACGGUAAUGAGUUAAGAGUUAGGAAGGCACAAGUAAACAUCAUCUCUCAAGAGUCACAAGGGGCUGUGAUUCAAGCAAUGCCUUAUGACGUCUCUUAUGAGUUCGUUCCUUUUGAAAAACCUGACGGUAAACCAGCCGGUAAUCACAACGACUUGGUCCAGCAAGUGUACCUCAGGAGAUAUGAUGCGGUGGUGGGAGAUACAACCAUACUGGCGAACAGGUCCUCUUACGUUGACUUCACUCUCCCAUUCAUUAAAUCAAGUGUUGGAAUGAUCGUCCCGAUGAGAGACGAAGUGAAAAGAGACAUAUUCAGUUUCUGGAAACCUUUGUUUAAUCUGGACUUCCGUGGACCGCCUAAUUACCAAGCUAGUACCAUCUUCUGGUUUGCCUUCUCUACCAUGGUUUUUGCUCCAACUAGCUUGGCGUCGCUUUUGACAUCACAACAACUAAAUCCAACCAUAACCAGCAUGAGUAGCUUGCUUCAUAAAGGAGAACAGUCGGUUAUCAGAGAACAUCCUUCAUCCUUGGAAAGCUUAAUGAAUCAGGUUUCGCACAAUCUAGCCUUGUGCCUUUUGAUACCGCUGAAGAAUGCGACGAGCUUCUGGAAAAAAGGACCAAAAAGGGGUGGUAUUUCUGCAGCUUUCUUGGGAAUACCUUACUUGAGACUCUUUCUUGGACAAUAUUGCAACACUUACAAAAUGGUUGAAGAACCCUUCAAUGUUGAUGGAUUCGGCUUUGUUUUUCCAAUCGGAUCACCUCUAGUGGCCGAUGUUUCAAGGGCCAUCUUAAAAGUAGCAGAGUCUCCAAAGGCGAUGGAGCUCGAGCACGCAUGGUUCAAUAAGAAAGAACAAAGUUGUCCUGAUCCAAUUACCAAUUCAGAUUCAAAUCCAUCUGUUACCUCUAUACAGCUCGGCACAAAAGGGAAAGAUUUGUGGAAAGAGUUUCUAAAACGAGACCCCGACUCGUACAUCAACGACAUAGAGAAAUGUUUGUGUUCUCGAGAGAUGCCUGAGAACAGCAAUAGAGCAACAAACGAGAAGGCUAAAGAUAGUAUUGGGAUUAGAUCUGGUGUAGGUAAAAUGAGGAAUCGUAGGUAUGUUUCCCGAAAAGGUUCGUUGAUUGUGUAUGGAAAUGAAGGAGCUAAGGUUGUUAAAGCGUUUAGGAACAUUCCUGGGAUUGAUUUGUGUCAUGUAGAGAGAUUGAGUUUGCUUAAAUUAGCUCCUGGUGGUCAUUUAGGUAGAUUUGUUGUGUGGACUAAAUCGGCUUUCGAGAAGUUGGAAUCGGUUUAUGGUUCGUUUGAGAAGCCGUCGAAGAUGAAGAAAGGAGGAGACAAUGAAGAUCAAAGCAGCAGAAAAAGCGUGGUACCAGACUAUGAUAUCGGACAGUGACUACACUGAGUUUGACAACUUCACCAAGUGGCUCGGUAUGGAACAGUAAUAAUCCGCAACCUUAGGU
Molecule: messenger RNA, 8093 nt
Organism: Arabidopsis arenosa
Lineage: Eukaryota; Viridiplantae; Streptophyta; Magnoliopsida; Brassicales; Brassicaceae
Source: the annotation of a GenBank genome assembly